AUGAACCAAAAGAACAAAAAAAAAACGAAACCCCCCAUAAACCUAGCCGCGCUGGAAGACAAGAUAAACAUCCUCAAUUUUAUGAAGGAUGACUUUGAAAAAAUUCUCGACAAAGAAAAUGAAAUUGAUGGCAUAGUCACCGAGCAGCACAGCAGCAAGGAGGAAAAAACUUUAAAUGAAAAGGAAAAAAUCGACAUCAUUUUAAGCGAACUGGUGCUGUCCUGUGAGGAAAAGAAAAAUCAGUUAAAUAAAUAUAUAAAGACUGCCAACGAAAUAAUCAGCCAAAAUAGUGACAUAAUUGAAAAAGAAAAGGAGGAAAUUAUAAAUUUAGUUUUGGGAAAAAAUCAAGAGAUAAAUUCUAUGCAACAAAAAAUUGACUUGGCAAAGAGCUUCUACAACGAUGUAAAUAGCGCACUGGUGCAACUUUUUAACAACUUGGAUUUAUUUUUAAAAAAUAAAAUAAACGUAGAAUUAAAUAUUCACUAUCUGCAGAAAAUCUCAAAGACGGAAGGAAAAAUGGGCAAUAAGCCCACGGGGGAGGAUACACAACACCGUGACGAACAUGUAAGGGGGCAUAAAAGGCAGAACGAAGAGAAGGACCAAUUUUUACAGCAAUUAUAUCACUCCAUGGAUGAAUAUGAAAAAAAAAUAUGCAGCAUUAAAUCCUUUAUGCAGGAAAAUGAAUUAUAUAACCUAUCAGAAAUGUUAUUAACUGGAAAGAUAAGAGAUGCUAGGCUACCUGCACAACUUCCGCACAUCCCUCAAAGUGACGAGAAAAAUAUGAAUGGGGAAGAUCACAAUGGCAGCGGAGAUCCCCAUUCCAGGAAGGGAAAACAAGUGAGGUACGAAGACACAUGCAUGAGUAAAACAGGAGAGAGUGAAAUGGCAGACCAUGCGGGUGGCGAAGUUGUUAGCAGGGAAGGGGAGAUGGAAGAGGAAAAAAGAGAAGAUGCAGAGGAUUUGGAGGAGGAUGAAUACUGGGACGAUGAUGAGGAUGGAGAAGAGAGUUUAGAUGAUGAUACAGAUGCGCAGGAGGAAAGUGAAGAGGACGAAAACGACGAUGAGGAGGUGGAGGAGGAUGAAAGCUUGGAUGAUAAUACGGAGGAGCAAGAUGAAGAAGACAAAGAAGAGGAAGAAGGCGAAGAGGAGGAAGAAGGCGAAGAGGAGGAAGAAGGCGAAGAGGAAGAAGACGAAGAGGACGCAAGCACGGAAAUUACACAUAGAAAAAAAUUCAACACACCUGCGGAAAGUGAAGACAACUUCGGAGACUCGCAACAGAGCGAACGUGAGAUGCUGGAAGCAACGCCAUGUGGUCAUACAGAGAGAACAUGCAGCAAAAUAAAAAUACUGAACGAUGCAGAAACGACCAUAAAGAGUUUCUCCUCAGAUACCUAUAAAAAAAUAUUAAGCGACAAUAUGGACGCCCUCGUGGACAAAAUAAAAAAAAUCGAUUACGACUACGUGUCUUACUUUGAGAAAAAAUUAAAAAGUUAA
Plasmodium inui San Antonio 1 is the source of this 1494-nucleotide messenger RNA. RefSeq lists its product as hypothetical. The record is from RefSeq and is a predicted model, not a curated record. Lineage: Eukaryota; Apicomplexa; Aconoidasida; Haemosporida; Plasmodiidae. The transcript has a single exon. Bases 1 to 1494 code for a protein of 497 amino acids.